Molecule: messenger RNA, 2504 nt
Organism: Cuscuta epithymum
Lineage: Eukaryota; Viridiplantae; Streptophyta; Magnoliopsida; Solanales; Convolvulaceae
Source: the annotation of a GenBank genome assembly
CAAACCUCCACCACUCGGAAGAUCAUCCUUACCAAUACAAAGGGACAUAAAUCCCAAAGUCGAUACACACACUUUAUACAAUAACCGAUCCUAUAUAAUACCUUUCCUAACACUGCAAAGAUACUAACCUCAUAUUUUCCAUUUAAUCUGCAUGACCGCAAUCGGAGAGGGAGUUAAAAACAUGGCUUUGUGAGAGUGGGAACGCGGAGGUGAACACACAGACACCAGCGGAAGUCCAUUUGAAUGGAGCAAGAACCACCAACACAAAAGACGUAAGAGGAAAACGACACAGCAGAGUCAAAGUUACAGUUUGGGGUGUAUUCACUGCCAGAAGACAUUCACCGCCAGGAUUAUGGACAGGGCAGCACACAUGAAGAAAAGGACUGAACUAUCGGAUGAGGAUGAACCAAUCGAAGAACAAAGACAAUACACUCAAGUGCAGAGAAGACUGAAUUACAAUGGGAAUUGCGCGGACCUGCCUAAGGAUCAUGAAAUUGUGGCUUUGAGGAAUCCGUUUGUGCGGGAUUUUUUUUAUCUUUAUAUCAUUGGUCUGUAAAUCUAAUAAGUAGACGUAGGAUAGAUUUAGGGCAGGACACCCGACUCGGAAAAAGACCACAGAUGCCUCACUUUUGGUGUUAGGACGAGGGAUGUUAGUAUGUUACAUUGCGAGUGACCAUAUAACUAAAUGGGUUUUAAGUGGUGUCUAAUUAGUUUUGCAGAGCCUUCCUUUUUCCUUUGUGUGAGAGAGGUAAAACCAGAGAGUUGAGAGCUGAGUGUUCUCCUCCUUCCUUGAUGUCCUUUGUGUGGAACCUUGGGAGUGUAAACAUGUUGAGUGGUGGAGUGAGUCUAGCCUAGAGUGGUGUAUGUGAGUAGAGUGUGUAGAAAGACCUGAGCCGGAGACGGAAACGAUCCUCACAGUGGUAUCAGAGCCAGGUUCGUCGUCUGCCGCCGACCACCGCCGCCGCCAUCGAUUGGAGCUCGCCGGAGGUCCUGGAGCUGCCUAGCCGUUCGCACAAGCUCACUGAGGUCACUGUUCGCUGAAAUCAAGGUCGCUGGGAGCUCAAGACGCCAUUGCCAGAAGCUCGCCGUCGCCUGGGAGAUCCGCCGCAGGAUUCGCCGGUUGCAGAGGAGCCUUCGCCGGAAUCCGUCACGGUGGUCGCCCGUCGCUUGGAAGCUCUGCCAACCGCCAUCUGUUCGCCGGGGAACUCUUCGCUCGUCGCUCGCCGUCGGAGGAUGCUCAGGGCUGGACGCGUCGCGUCCUUCGAAGAAGUCUGUGGAGUCGCGCAGGGGCAAUGACGAAUAACACUUCGUUAGUAUUGGGCCCUCUGCUGACUUAGACUGCUGGACGGGCUGGAAUUUGGGCCGCUGGACUGCUACUGGGCUUCUGGGCUAGUCUAAUUGACUGCUGGGAGCUGAUGUUGGACUGCUGACCUGCUAACCUGGACUGCUGGAGCAGUCUACUUAAGCUUCUGAAUUGUUGCUGGGCUUGUAGAUUUGGGCCGUUGGAGCUGCUGGAGCUAGACCUGGACUGCUGGACCUGGGCUAGUCAACCGCCGGUCAACGGCAGUCAACCCCUCCAGAAAAAUCCCAAUUUUUUUAAAUUUGGGUAGGUAAGGUCGAAACGAUCUCCUAGGGUUUCGCGAAGGUAAGUUUUCUGUAAACUUCUCAUUUGUUAUAUUCCGUUUUUAAUUUAAUUUAAUUUUAUUCCCCCUCCCCGCGGGCCGCCGGUUGAUUUAAUCCCGGCCGCCAACCCCCCAGGUACGUUCUAAACCCUCUCCUUUGUGGUUGAUUGUUUUAGUUGAUUAAUUAAAUUGCUAAGUGUUAUUUAAUUUAAUUGUUAUUUGUAGGGGUGGUUUAUUGGGUGGUAGGGGUAGAAUUAAUUAUUUUUUAAUUUUCUGCCCGGAAUUGUUUUAUUGCCAUAAGUGUCCAAUUUUGCUAUGUGUUGCAUGCUGCCCGGGGUUAUUAAAGUGAAUACUUUAUAGCCCAGGUUGAAUUAUUUUCUGUCAUUUCAGUCUGUUUAGCUUUGUGUUCCUUUUGUGGUUGAUACCAUGGUUGCGAAUCAGUAUGGUAUGCUUCCAUUUAAUGGAAAAACAGAUUUUGAUAUUUGGAAACAGAAAAUAAAAUGUGUUCUAAUACAGCAAAAAGUUUUCAGAGCUGUCACUGGUAUUUUCCUUGAAUCAGAAGAUAAGGCUAAGCAAAUUGAAAUGAACGAAACUGCUUGUUCUACUAUUUACUUGAAUCUGUCUGAUUCUGUGCUUAGGAAAGUGGGUAUUCUUGAGUCCGCUAAGGAGUUGUGGGAGAAAUUGGAUAGUCUCUAUACUGAUACCUCUUUGCCCGGGAAGUUGUUCUUACUAGAGAAAUUCUUUAGGUUUAGGCUUGACCUGACUAAGGAUAUAGAUGAGAACCUGGAUGUGUUUAAUAAACUGAUACAGAAUAUCAAAUAGGCAGGUGAUAAACACAUAGACGAUUAUACUCCCAUAGUAUUACUUAAUGUCAUUCCCGAC